AUGUCGACACUCCAGCCUGUCAAUCCAAAACCGUUCCUCAAUAGUCUCACUGGAAAACCCAUUGUAUGCAAGUUAAAAUGGGGUAUGGAGUAUAAAGGGAUUCUUGUGGCUGUUGACGGAUACAUGAACUUGCAAUUGGCCAAUGCAGAAGAAUAUAUUGACGGGAACAACACGGGAAAUCUAGGCGAAAUCCUUAUCAGGCAAGUGUGA
This is a messenger RNA of Cooperia oncophora, 210 nucleotides long. Lineage: Eukaryota; Metazoa; Nematoda; Chromadorea; Rhabditida; Trichostrongylidae. The record is from the annotation of a GenBank genome assembly.